This is a messenger RNA of Humulus lupulus (European hop), 1752 nucleotides long. RefSeq lists its product as uncharacterized. The record is from RefSeq and is a predicted model, not a curated record. The transcript is spliced from 4 exons. The annotation marks the transcript as partial. Lineage: Eukaryota; Viridiplantae; Streptophyta; Magnoliopsida; Rosales; Cannabaceae.
AUGUGUGAGGCGUUGUCAAUGUACCCAGAGGCUCUUUUACAGUUAAAUCAGUCAUGGAAUAGCGUCGUGAUAGAUGACAUGGAGUUUAGCACUAUGGAGUUCACGAUUCGCGACUUUCUGGUAAGUUACGAACUAGAUCAUCAGGAGCUGGUAUUAGUAAUGACGGAUGAUGGCGAGAUAGAGGAACCUCCAGCAGCGCCAACUGUGGACCUGGCUGCAGAGGUGGCAAGGCUAAGAGAAGAGUUGAGACUAAGAGAUGAGGGGCUAGCGCAAGCUAGACAAGCACCACAGACAUCUCAAACGCACCCUAUACCUCAAGUACCAGUGGCACAACCGCAGCCGCCAGUACCACCACCUGCACCACAACCUGUAGCCUAUGGGUUUGAACCGGUAUAUGAACGCUUCAGGAAACAAGCCCCACCGACGUUUGAGGGGAAAGCUGAUCCAAUGGUUGCAGAAGAUUGGCUAAGCCUUUCGGUCACCGACUAUGCACAGAAGUUUGAUCAAUUGGCCAAGUUUGCCCCUGAGGUGGUGCCGACUGAUACAAUGCGAAUUCAAAGGUUUGUAAAGGGACUCAAACCAAUGAUAGCAAGGGAUGUUAGGAUGACCAGCGCUGAGGUGGCCAGUUAUGCAGAGAUAUUGGAUAGAGCUCUUGAGGCUGAAUAUCUGGAGGAUCGAAUAUGGAAGGAUAAUGCCGCUAGAAGAGAGAGCCACCGCAACAAGAACUUCCAUGAGAACAACAAGAGAAAGGCUAUCGAAGGGCAGAAUAGUGGGGUUGACAAAAGGCCUAGACCUCCAGUCCCGAACAGCAGCUACCACAACUCUCAGAACCAUAACAACCGCAAUAACCGCUUCAAUGACCGGAACCGUGGGAACCAACAGGGCAACCGAGUUGAGCAUCCUACCUGCCCUAAAUGCACAAGGAAACACCCAGGAGAGUGUCAGGCCGUAUUUAAGGAUUUCUUGGACAAGUUCGUAGUAGUGUUCAUUGAUGAUAUCCUCAUUUACUCAAAGACCAAGGAGGAGCACGAAGAGCACUUGAGAUUGACUCUAAACAGAUUACGGGAACAUCGGUUGUACGCCAAGUUCUCUAAAUGCGAAUUUUGGCUGGAACAGGUAACCUUCUUAGGGCAUAUAGUCUCCAAGGAUGGGAUUGCAGUAGACCCAUCAAAGAUCGAGGCCAUUAGAGACUGGCCCCAGCCAAAGAAUGCCUCAGAAGUUCGGAGUUUCUUAGGGUUGGCAGGUUAUUAUAGAAAGUUUGUCGAGGGUUUCUCGAAGAUCGCUACCCCGUUGACCAACUUAACCCGGAAACAUCAGAAGUUCGUAUGGACAGAAAAAUGUGAAGAGAGUUUUCAGACCAUGAAGGAUAAGUUGAUUUCCGCGCCUAUCCUUUGUGUUCCCACUGAGGGCGGAAAAUUUGUGGUAUACUGUGAUGCGUCAAAGAACGGUUUGGGAUGCGUGUUGAUGCAAGAAGGGAAGGUGGUAGCUUAUGCUUCUAGACAACUCAAGGAUUAUGAGCAGCGGUAUCCCACUCAUGACCUUGAAUUGGCAGCUGUAGUAUUCGCACUCAAGAUAUGGAGACAUCACCUGUACGGAGAUAGGUGUGAGAUAUACACCGACCACAAAAGUCUGAAAUACUUUUUCACACAAAAGGAACUAAACAUGAGACAGCGGAGGUGGUUGGAAUUAGUAAAGGAUUACGAUUGCGAGAUUCUAUACCACCCAGGCAAAGCAAACGUAGUUGCCGAUGCU